AUGCCCUUUGAGGCCGCUUACACAAUCGGCAGAGCGCAACCGAUCUCUCCUUGUAGCAAUCGUAAAAUACCUCAUGGCAAUUUGCAGGCCGACAUGAGCGGCGCGCGACCACCUGGUACCGCUCUCGUACAGUCGCACAAAGAAGGUGGUUACAUAAGUAGCGGUGGAUACGGCGGCGGUGGGUUCGGCGGUGGUGGAUUCGGCGGCGGCCACGGCUUAGGCGGCGGUGGUUAUGGCGGCAGUGGCGGCGGAUGGAAAUUAGGCGGCGGUGGUGGAUACGGCGGCGGUGGAUACGGCGGCGGUGGUUAUGGCGGCGGUGGAAAGGUCAUCAAAGUGAUCGCGCUCAGCGGCGGUGGUGGAUACGGAGGUGGUGGAUACGGAGGUGGUGGAUACGGCGGCGGCGGCGGCGGAUGGAAACUCGGCGGCGGCAGUGGAUGGAAAUUGGGCGGCGGCGGCGGAUAUGGCGGUGGUGGAUACGGCGGUGGUGGAUACGGCGGUGGAGACAAGCUCUUUUUACAUCAGUGUCAGUUGCCAUCAUCCAUUAAUACCAAUGAUCCAGUUUUGUACUCGCUCGCGGUUUUGUACGUUUGA
Ooceraea biroi (clonal raider ant) is the source of this 591-nucleotide messenger RNA. RefSeq names its product acanthoscurrin-2-like. The record is from RefSeq and is a predicted model, not a curated record. Lineage: Eukaryota; Metazoa; Arthropoda; Insecta; Hymenoptera; Formicidae.